This is a messenger RNA of Nerophis lumbriciformis (worm pipefish), 3951 nucleotides long. NCBI's taxonomy places the organism in Eukaryota, Metazoa, Chordata, Actinopteri, Syngnathiformes, Syngnathidae. The record is from RefSeq and is a predicted model, not a curated record.
AUGAGGAACUUGAAGCUGCUGAAGAGCCUUCAUAAUUCAGAGCUCCAGAGCCCGGGCUCGCCACAGUGUUUAUCGCUGCGCGUCGACUCCGGAACGUUACUGGUUGCUUCGGAGUACUCCAUCUCAGAGUUUGACCCUCACACUGGACAGGUGGUAAGUGAAGCCUCACUGACCGCAGAUGGCUACCUCCCAACCGGCGGGAGUGGUUGCGUGGUCGGGCUGCAGCACCUGGCGGAGGCUGAUUCGGCGUGUUUGGCCACGGCUGGCGGGGAUGUCAUCGUCUUUGACUUCAACACAAGUCAAUUGGAGUGUGUCGGCAGCGUGGACAGCGGCCUGACUGGCAUGAGCUGGAGUCCUGACGAAGAGCUUGUGAUUCUCACCACCGGUCAGGAAACGAUCAUCAUGAUGACUAAAAACUUUGAACCUAUGACAGAGUUUGCAAUUCACCAGGAUGAAUUUGGUGAAGGGGAGUUCAUCACAGUGGGUUGGGGCAAGAAGGAGACGCAGUUCCACGGCUCAGAAGGAAAAGUGGCUGCGCAAAGGAAGGUUCAGGAAGUCAAGCAAGCAGCGGAGUGGGACGAUCGCCGACCACGGGUGACCUGGCGAGGGGACGGGCAGCUCUUUGCCGUCGGCGCUGUCUGCCCACGCACGGGAGCCCGCAAGGUUCGAGUGUGGAACCGGGAGGGCGUCUUGCAGGCUACCAGUGAGCCCGUUGACGGCCUGGAGCAGGCUCUGUGUUGGAAACCAUCCGGAAGUCUGCUGGCAAGCACUCAGCGCCAUCCCAACAAGCACAGCGUGGUCUUCAUGGAGAAGAAUGGCCUUCUGCAUGGAGACUUCACCCUACCUCUCAAAAAAGAUCAGGCCAAGGUGAAGGAGCUUCUUUGGAACAAUGACUCCACAGUUCUUGCAGUUUGGUUGGAGGCUUUACCGUCAGGUUCUGAUGGGCACGUCAACACUUGCCUACAGCUGUGGACAGUGGCAAACUACCACUGGUACCUGAAGCAGAGUCUAGAUUUUGGGACGGACCCUAGCAAAGCGCCGGUUUGCGUGUGCUGGGACCCAGAGCACUCAUUGAGGCUCCACCUGGUCACCCGUGGCUGGACCUGCUUGGCUUACGACUGGGGCUGGACGACGGAGAGGAGCCUGGGAACGGACGCUUCGGACGGAGCCAACGUAGCUGUGAUCGAUGGAGACAAGAUCUUGGUGACCACCUUCAGGCAAAAUGUGGUUCCUCCACCCAUGUGCUCCUUUGAGCUCCAGCUCAAUUCACCCGUCAAUCAGGUGACCUUUCUCUGUCAGCCUCAGAGGACCAAUCAUCUUGUGGCGCUCACCGCUAAAGGAAAUAUAGUCAUCUUUGGCCAAGAUUCUGGAAGUGAACCUGAAAAAAGAGCAAAUGGAUUCAAAAUUGUAGCCACUCCCCUGGUCCUCCAGAAAACCUUUAGUGUCGCCGCCCUCCAGCAGGCGCCGCUUUCUCUGCGACAUUUACUCUGGCUUCAAGAUGACCUCUUUGUGGCUAUUGGCCCAGGUCUGGUACUCAAUUCCUCCACUUUGAUAUUUCUGCACCCCAGCCCUGACUCCGACGUGCUCAAAGUUAGAUGUCAAAUGGAAGUGGACGGAGUCGUGGUAAGCAUGGCCCACUGCUACAGCACACGGUCUAUGGUUCUACAGUUGGAGGACGGACGCUUACGGAAACUGCUCUGGGAUUGUGAUGAGCCGUCCACGGAGGAGUGGCGAGACUCCAGCGGGUGUGUCAUCAACUUCCCUACGCCCUGUGCACAAAUAGCCCUUUGCAGUGUGGAUGGACAGGAGCGUGUGCUGGGCCUGACGGACAGAUCUCACCUGUACGCGGGAGACGUGGAGCUCGCCUCCAACGUGUCGUCCUUCGCCGUCUGCGGGGACUUCUUGGUGGUCACCACACAUGCGCACACAUGCCGCUGUCUACGACUGAGUGCGCUCAGCCUUCAAGCGCUGCAGGUAGCUUUGUCCCAGGACAACGGCCAGAACGACGAGACCCUACGGCGGGUGGAGCGGGGGUCCCGCGUGGUCACCGUGGUGCCACAAGACACGCGGGUCGUCCUACAGAUGCCACGUGGGAAUUUGGAAACCAUCCACCAUCGCGCUUUGGUGCUGGCGCAGCUCCGGCAGUGGCUUAAUGAGUUGAGAUUCAGAGAAGCUUUUGAGUGUAUGAGGAAGCUACGCAUCAACCUCAAUCUUAUUUACGACCACAACCCACAGGUGUUCCUGGAGAACACGCACACAUUCUUGACGCAGCUCGACUCCAUCAACAGCAUCAACUUGUUCCUCACAGAGCUCAGGGAGGAGGACACAAGCACGACCAUGUACCCUCAACCUGAAGGAUGCGCGCCGCUUCCAGGGCAGCGGCCGCACACUCUCGGGCGCAAAAAGGUGGAUGUGGUGUGCGACGCUUUACUCAGCGCUAUGGAAGCCACAGAUCCCAACAAGUUUUGUCUUUCCAUACUAACGGCGCACGUAAAGAAAACCGUUCCUGAGCUGGAGACCGCCCUGCAGAAAGUCCAUGAACUUCGAGUAAAGCCUCCCGAAGGAGACUGCGGCGUGAACGCAGAGGAGGCGCUGAAGUACCUCCUCUUCCUCGUCAACGUCAACGACUUGUACGAACACUCGCUGGGGACGUACGACUUCGAUCUGGUGCUCAUGGUGGCAGAGAAAUCACAAAAGGACCCCAAAGAGUAUCUCCCCUUCCUGAACACACUAAAGAGCAUGGAGGUAAACUACCAGCGCUACACCAUCGACAAACACCUAAAACGUUACGGCAAGGCUCUGACACACUUAAGCAAAAGUGGAGAGGAGCAUUUCCCAGAAACUUUGCAGCUGGUGAAAGAGCAGAAACUGUACAACCAAGCGCUGCGUCUUUACCCAGUGGACAGCGCUCACCACAAGGCGCUGAGCUGUGCCUACGCCCAGCAUCUUCUGGAGCAGCAUCAGGCAGAGCAAGCCGGCCUGCUGCUAUGGCGAUGCGGCGAACUCAACGGCGCCCUGCAGGCCUUUACCGCCGGUGCCUGCUGGAAGAACGCCGUCUGCGUGGCGCAGCAGAUCCCGUUGCCCGACGACCAGCUAGCACUCCUGGCGCGAGAUCUUGCAGGAAAGCUAAGCGAACAGCGACGCUACACGGAGGCAGCCGUGCUGCUGGACCAAUAUGCCAAGGACUGUGAAGAGGCCAUCUUGGCGCUGAUUUCCGGCGCGGCCUGGGAGGAGGCGCUACGACUGAUUCACAUGCACAACCGAACUGACAUCACGGAGACCAACCUGAAACCCGCCCUGGUCGAAGCGGCCAGUGCGCAGAUAUACUUGGUGGAGACACAGGCGGCUACUUUCUUGCGCCACCGCACGCGUCUGGAGCUGGUGCGGCAGCAGAAGGAGGACAAAGCCCGGAUCAGCAUUCUGGAUGAGGACGGUCCCGACUGCGCCGAUGCCGAGCUUUACUCCGAGGCCAGCAGCGUCCUGAGCGCAUCCAAGUACUCGCACAGCAACUCGCGCGUGUCAUCGAGAUCUUCAAAGAACCGGCGCAAGGCCGAGAGGAAGAAACUGAGCCUGAAGGAAGGAAGUCCCACGGAGGAGCGAGCUCUUGUGUACGCCUUACGAGAGAUUGUCACCACAGUGGACAAGAUGACUGAGGAGGUGGAGGCGCUUCUCAAAGCCCUCAUGCUCUUCCGCUACGACAAGCAAGCAGAGCAGCUGCAGCUGGUCUUCGCCGCAGCUCUGCACGCCAUCGAGACGGCCAUCCCCGAAGUGUGGCCUCAGGGCACGCGUGGCAGCAACGCUCCGCUGACUGGACCAAACUCGACAGUAAACAGUAUCAUGGCUUCCUUCCAGCAGCAGCAGAUACCGUCAAUGUCACAAGAAGAUGUGGAGAUAUCCACUCCGCCUAAAUUGAGAGGCAAUGUCAAGUGGAAGCUGGAACUUUUCAACUAA